GGACGGCGGCCGCGCAGUGAGAUUGCUGGCCACUGGUCAUUUUUCUUUCGAGGAAGACUGGAGUCUGGUACCUACCCCCUGUCUAGGCCUCAGACUUUGGGACAGGGAGGGGGAAUCUCAGCCUGAGCCCUCCCUUCACCCUGCCGCUCCCCCCAGCAAUGGCCUGAGCCCCCAUGGCUGCCCCUCAGGACCUGGACAUCGCUGUGUGGCUGGCCACGGUGCACCUGGAGCAGUAUGCAGACUCAUUCCGGCAGCAUGGCCUGGCUACGGCAGGUGCAGCCCGAGGCCUGGGCCACGAGGAGCUGAGGCAGUUGGGCAUCAGCGCCACAGGUCACCGGAAACGCAUUCUGCGCCUGCUGCAGGCAGGUGCUACAGAGGGCUCCCUGGAUCCCCAGUCAGACAGUGCCAUGGAGCCAUCCCCCAGCCUAGCUCCCCAAGCCCAGCCCCCCAAGCCUGUGCCUAAACCCAGGACAGUAUUUGGUGGGCUCAGUGGCCCUACCACCACCCAAUGGCCUGGAGUGAGCCCAGCCCUCUGGAGGCCAGAAGUGUCCAGGAGCCCAGAGUCCAGCCCGAAGUCUCCUCCUCUCUCCACCUCCUCCUCUGAGCAGACUGCAGCCUUGAAUACUAUGGAGAUGAUGCCUAAUGCCAUCUACUUUGGUCUGGAUUUAAGAGGCGGGGUACAGAUGACUCAGAACACGGCCCCAGACAGUUCCCAGGCAGCUGCCCCCACCCCUGCCCUCAGGCCCACAACAGGCACAGUGCACAUCAUGGACCCUGGUUGCCUGUACUAUGGUGUCCAGCCUGCGGGGGUCCCAGGGCCACUCGAGAGAAGAGAAGGCAGAGGUGUCUCUCAGGACAGGGCUGAACACAGGCUCAGCAGGCAGGAUCUGGAGGUGCGGGAGGACGCUGGCUAUGCUAGCCUCGAGCUGCCUGGGGAUUCCACCCUCUCACUGCCCACCCUCGACGUGGAGACCAAUGAUGACCUCAUUUCACCCUAUGCCAGCUUCUCCUCCACAGCAGACCGCCCCACGCCCCUUCUCAGUGGCUGGCUAGACAAGCUCUCCCCUCAGGGAAACUACGUUUUCCAGAGGCGGUUUGUGCAGUUCAAUGGGAGGAGUCUGAUGUACUUUGGCAGUGAUAAGGAUCCCUUCCCCAAGGGUGUGAUCCCUCUGACAGCCAUUGAGAUGACCCGCAGCAGCAAGGACAACAAAUUCCAGGUCAUCACUGGCCAGAGGGUGUUUGUAUUUCGCACAGAGAGCGAGGCCCAGCGGGACACGUGGUGCUCCACGCUUCAAUCCUGCCUGAGGGAGCAGCGCCUCCUGGGCCACCCCCGGCCUCCUCAGCCACCCCGACCCCUCCGCACAGGCAUGCUGGAGCUUCGCGGACACAAGGCCAAGGUUUUUGCUGCUUUGAGCCCUGGAGAGUUGGCACUGUACAAGAGUGAGCAGGCCUUUUCUUUGGGCAUCGGGAUCUGCUUCAUUGAACUGCAAGGCUGCAGUGUCCGGGAAACAAAGAGUCGCAGCUUUGAUCUGCUCACACCCCAUCGCUGCUUCAGCUUCACAGCCGAGUCUGGGGGGGCUCGGCAGAGCUGGGCGGCCGCUCUGCAGGAAGCCGUAACUGAGACCCUGUCUGACUACGAGGUGGCCGAGAAAAUCUGGUCCAAUCGGGCAAACCGGCACUGUGCGGACUGCGGGGCCUCCCGCCCAGACUGGGCUGCUGUCAACCUGGGGGUGGUCAUCUGCAAGCAGUGUGCAGGUCAGCACCGGGCCCUGGGUUCUGGGAUCUCCAAGGUACAGAGCCUGAAGCUGGACACAAGUGUCUGGAGUAAUGAGAUAGUGCAGUUGUUCAUUGUCCUGGGAAAUGAUCGUGCCAACCGCUUCUGGGCAGGGGCACUACCCAUAGGUGAGGGGGUGCAUCCAGAUACAAGCCCUGGCCCCCGGGGAGAGUUUAUCUCCCGGAAGUACCGACUGGGUCUCUUCCGGAAGCCCCACCCUCAGUAUCCAGAUCACAGCCGGCUUCUCCAGGCACUGUGUGCAGCUGUGGCAGGACCCAACCUGCUGAAGAACAUGACCCAGCUCCUCUGUGUUGAGGCCACUGAGGGUGAUGAGCCCUGGUCCCCCUCAGCCUUGGAUGGCAGCUUCCCUGGUCUCCUAAUCCCAGACCCUUCCCCUGGUGUGUACAAUGAGGUGGUGGUACCUGCCACCUACAGCAGCUUCCUGUACUGUGGUCCAUCAGCAACAAAGCUGGACCCCCCUCCUCCUCGGAGGGGCCGGGAUGCUCCACCCAGACUGUGGUGUGUGCUGAGAGCGGCUCUGGAAAUGUUUGUGUCGGAAAGCAGUCCUGAACCCCUCAGCCUCAUCCAGCCCCAGGAUGUUGUAUGUUUGGGUGUGAGUCCCCCACCCACUGACCCAGGUGACCUUGACAGGUUCCCCUUUUCCUUUGAGCUCAUCCUCACAGGGGGGAGGAUCCAGCAUUUUGGCACAGAUGGAGCUGACAGUCUGGAGGCCUGGACCAGUGCUGUGGGCAAGUGGUUCUCCCCGUUGAGCUGUCACCAGCUGUUGGGCCCUGGGCUGCUGCGGCUGGGCCGCCUGUGGCUGCGCUCUCCCACCCAUUCAGCGCUGGCCCCCAGCCUCUGGCUGUCAGGGUUUGGACUUCUUCGUGGUGACCACCUCUUCCUGUGUCCAGCACCGGGCCCUGGCCCUCCAGCCCCUGAGGACAUGGUGCAUCUGCGGCGGCUACAGGAAAUCAGUGUGGUAUCAGCAGCUGACACCCCAGACAAGAAGGAGCAUUUGGUCCUGGUGGAGACAGGAAGGACCCUGUAUCUGCAGGGGGAAGGGCCGCUGGAUUUCUCAGCAUGGAACACAGCCAUUGAGGGGGCAGCUGGCGGGGGCGGCACAGGGCUGCAGGAGCAGCAGAUGAGCCGGGGGACAAUCCCCAUCAUCGUGGAUGCCUGCAUCAGUUUUGUCACUCAGCACGGGCUCCAGCUGGAGGGCAUAUACCGGAAAGGGGGUGCCCGUGCCCGUAGCCUUCGGCUCCUGGCUGAGUUCCGGCGGGAUGCCCGCUCAGUGAAGCUCCGGCCAGGAGAGCACUUUGUGGAAGAUGUCACCGAUACACUCAAACGCUUCUUUCGAGAGCUUGAUGACCCUGUGACCUCUGCACGGUUGUUGCCUCGCUGGAGGGAGGCUGCUGAGCUACCCCAGAAGAAUCAGCGCCUAGAGAAAUACAAAGAAGUGAUUGGCUGCCUGCCACAGGUCAACCGCCGCACACUGGCUACCCUCAUUGGGCAUCUUUAUCGGUCAGUAUGGCCAGACCCCCUGCAGGCUCCUCACUGACCAUUUAUCGCCUCUGUCCAACGUCCCUCUCCUGCCUUGCCACCUUACAUUUACUCAUUCAUCCUGCAAACAGUUGUUAAGUGUAGCUAUCCUAGCACAAAGGUUCAGAGUGUGGACUUUAGGGUCAGGCAGACCUAGCUUUACUCUGGCUCUAUCAUUCUAGUGUGUGACUUUGGGUAAGUUACUUGCACUCUCUGAGCCUCAGUUUCCUCAUUUGUAAAGGAAGAUGGUGUAAUGAAUAGUAUCUGCCUCCUAGGUGAUGAGAGUUAAAUGAGAUAGUCCUUAUAAAAUUCUUACUGCAGCACCUGGCAUGUGUGUAGUAAGCAUUCAGACACGGUGAAUAAUCAGUGUUAUUUUUGUUUUAUUAUUCUAUGCCAGGCAAAGGAUUAGAUGGAGGAGACAUAGAGAAUAAGAUGCAGAUCUACCUUGAUCAGUCUAAUGGGAAGACAGGUCUUUAAAUGAUUCUAAAGUGACCCCUGGCUGUGUUGUACUGAUUACUCUAUAUCGUAGGGAUAGGCCAGCGAUGGCCCAUGGGCCAAAUCCAUCCCAUUGCCUGUUUUCUCAAAUAGUUUUGUACAGGGGCACCUGGGUGGCUCAGUUUAAGAAUUUGACUCUUGAUUUUGGCUCA
Canis lupus familiaris (dog) is the source of this 3960-nucleotide messenger RNA. Its product is annotated as arf-GAP with Rho-GAP domain, ANK repeat and PH domain-containing protein 3-like. The record is from RefSeq and is a predicted model, not a curated record. Lineage: Eukaryota; Metazoa; Chordata; Mammalia; Carnivora; Canidae. Gene Ontology annotation, cellular component: ruffle. Gene Ontology annotation, biological process: signal transduction. Gene Ontology annotation, molecular function: GTPase activator activity; protein binding.